Cutaneotrichosporon cavernicola is the source of this 1524-nucleotide messenger RNA. RefSeq lists its product as uncharacterized. The transcript is spliced from 6 exons. NCBI's taxonomy places the organism in Eukaryota, Fungi, Basidiomycota, Tremellomycetes, Trichosporonales, Trichosporonaceae. Gene Ontology annotation, biological process: transmembrane transport; carbohydrate transport. Gene Ontology annotation, cellular component: membrane. Bases 1 to 1524 code for a protein of 507 amino acids. The record is from RefSeq and is a predicted model, not a curated record. Gene Ontology annotation, molecular function: carbohydrate:proton symporter activity.
AUGGAGUACACGACUGCCGAGAUUGCCUCGCACACAAAGCCCGCCCUCAUCAACUAUGUCGCGGCCAUCUUUGCCGCAAUCGGCUCCUUUCUCUUUGGAUAUGACUCUGGCAUUGUCGGCAGUGUCAUCAGCGACGGCUACGUCCACUUUUGGAGCUACUUCAACCCGAGUGACAGUGUAAAGGGCGCCAUCGUGAGCGUGUUCGCUGGCGGUGCAUUCUUCGGAGCACUCGUCGCCGGUCAGACCGCCAACCGCUUUGGCCGCAAGCGUACCAUCCAACUCGGAUCGCUCAUCGCCAUCAUUGGCUGUACUAUCCAGACCGCUGCUGUCAACAGCGCCAUGCUCAUCGUUGGCCGCCUCAUCGCAGGUCUCUCCAUUGGAGUUUUGUCCAUGAUUGUGCCGCUGUACCAGGCCGAGCUUUCGCCACCUCACGCCCGCGGCCUGCUCUCGGGAUGGACGCAGCUCAUGAUUUCCGCAGGCUUCUUCACUGCCAACUGGGUCGGCUACGGCUGUGAGAAGAUCAACGGCCAGGCCCAGUUCCGCGUUCCUCUCGGCCUCCAGAUUGUCCCCGCCGUCCUACUUCUUGUGGGCAUGUUCGUUCUUCCUUACUCGCCACGCUGGCUUGCAUCGGUCGGGCGCACUGACGAGGCUCGCGAGACCCUCAUCCGCUUACAUGGAGGGCGUAAGAAUGCUCGUAUGGACGUGGUCGAGGCCGAGGUUCAGAAGAUGCUCGUCCAGAUCGAGUGGGAACGCGACAACGUCAGCACAAACUAUCUCGACCUCGUGCGCACCCGCCCCAAUCUUCACCGCACACUUUGUGGUGUUCUUGUCCAGGCCAUGUGUCAGUGGACUGGUGUCAACGUCAACAACUACUACUUCUCGACCAUCUACGGUAUGCUCGGCUUCAGCGGACGUCAGCAGCUCAUGAUCUCGGGCAUCUCGGGUGCUUGGGGCAUGCUUGUCACUUGGAUCUUCAUCACGUUCCUCGUCGACCGCAUUGGUCGUCGCAAGCCUCUGAUUAUCGGUUCGGCCCUCCUCGCCGUCUGCAUGGCUUUGCAGACUGGUACGAAUGCGUCGUUCUCCGAAGCCGCAUCGCGCGGUGAAAAGUACUCGAAUAAGAGCAUGGGCAUUGCUGGCAUUUGGGCCGUGUUCAUGUUCUCGUGGUGCUUCUCGUGGAGUUUUGGCCCCGUGUCCUGGAUCUACCAAUCUGAAAUCUUCCCCAUGCACAUGCGCGCACUUGGUGCUAGUGUGUCGACCGCGUCCAACUGGCUCAACAACGUCAUCAUCGCCCAGAUCACUCCCAUCGCAUUCAGCGCCAUCGGCUACAGGUACUUUAUUGUUUACGUCGCCACGUGCCUCAGCAACACGGUCAUCUGCUACUUGCUCUUCCCCGAGACUAAGAACAAGACGCUCGAGGAGAUCGGACUGCUCUUUGGCGACAAGGACGUGUCCAACCACCUCCCGCCGACCGAGUUGGAGAAGCAGGAGAGCAAGCACUCUGUCCAGCAUUCUGAAAACGCCUGA